CCUUAUUACGUCUUCCACGGUUGACUGCAUAAAUAGUAUCAGUUCGGCUCGAAAUUACACCUAACAAGGCUAAACUUCAAGCUUCCGGGGUCUGUAUACUUUCCGUCAAGGUUGCGGCGCUUUUGACAGGCCCUUGAUAGCCACACGAUCCCUGCCGCGGCUCCGGCUGGCCACUACGGUGAGCGUGGAGCUCCCCUAAAUUGGCAACAUCAACGAACCAGCCUGUCCCUGCUCGCGCUCGUCUAAUACUCCGUAAUCCGUCCAUACUGUUUGUCGCCUUCUCCUGAACACGACACUCGUACUGGUUUAAUCAACAUCGCAACAAGAUAUCACAUACGACACUUUCACUCUGCAUCGAUCAGCACCGCUCGAUGGCUCUGUGUGACUGCUUAUCGACCCCGACGACGUCACAGAGAAGCUAGAUGGAGCCCGUGGUGUAUGAGGAGACUCCGUUCGCCGACUACCUCAGAGAUGGGGGAGAUGAGCCCCAGGCUGACUGGGCGCCCGGUGCAGUAACGCCCGAACUCGAUUCAUCCGCUGGUCGAUCAAGCCCAUCACCACCAUCCAGUCCAUCCCCUUUCGCACCCACUGGUCGACCUUUGGUUAAACCAAGAUUCCGGAAUAAGGCUCCGAAUGGGCUUCAUUUACAAGUUCCGAAGCCCUCCUCAUUGCGAUCUGCUAGCAGGAAAUAUUCAGCCGCGGUCGCAGCGAGUAUCGACCGAGCUGACAACGCCAAAUUUCUCGAACAAUUCCGAUAUACCAUCAUUGCGUCUCAGCUUUUAAGUGGCCAUUCGGGCCUGGGGCAGUCGCAGCUAGAUAACAGGGGACCUAGCCCGCCAAUGAACGAAGAUGAAUCCCUAUUGUCCACGGAAGGAAUUCUGGCAUCAGUUCUUGCCGCUCUUGCGGUUGCGGUUGUUCUGAGUUGGGUUCUUGGCAGUGGUGUUACCAAGAAGAGGCUGGUCUUUCUUCUCAUGCUUUGCGCAGCGGCCGUCCUGCUUGGCCAGGUUUACAUGAAACGACAAUGGCUCCGGUAUCGAAGAUCGCAAUCGCUGUCUGAAAUCACUUCUUUCGUCGAAAACUCACACAACUUUGACAGUGCGUCAGGUGCAGCUAUCUCUCUCAUACAAGAAGUCGAGUUGGUGUCUCGAGGUUACAGACUCAGCGCUCCCCUGCCACCAAUCAGCCGUAUAGAAGACCGUACCCAAACCCGGCGUUGUGUCAGACUGCGCAAAGCCCUGAGACAUUCUUUUCAAGAGGUUCUUGAUUCUUACAACCAGGUUUGUACAGUUGUCAACGGAUUUGCGGAGCAAACAGACCUGGAAAAAUAUUACGAUAUAUACGACAUUACCGACUUCGACAUGUCAGACGCCCGUCAAGGACUAAGCGAUGAGGAUUUGGACGAUCCUGAAUCCUUGAGGACCCUCAAAAUUCUGGCUGCUCGAUUCUCCACCAUACGGAAACUAUUCCUUUGCGCCCUACUUGCUCUGGAUGCCAACAGUGAUGCAAAUGAUUUGCUUCGUUGGACAACGGCCGUAGAGUCUCUUUUGAGCGUCAACAGCUCAACUCAAACUGCUCAUGCUAGGCUACAGAGCAUUCUCAGCGAGCAAGAUACUUUUCCAUCUUCCCCUACGCCAAAGAAUGCCCUUACGCCUGGACGGGAGCGCUGGAGAGCUCAACUUCGGAAACUUAACUCACUAUCGAGCGGAAUCAGGGGCCUACAGGCGAAGCUGCAACUGCUUCGUGAAGAAUCUGACAGAACUCUGAACGACUCGAACGACAUCUCGGAGCUCGGACCGAAUCUAAUGGCGCAAUAUGAGUCCAUCGGCAUGGAUCUGAAAGACCUGAUGGCCGCGUGGGAAGAGGGCAGGGCUGCUUUGGCACUCGGCAUCGAUAGAAACGAGAAGAGGCUUUCAUCCAUGAGUACUCUGCUGUCGCCUGUUAGUUCUCUUAGUGGACUUACUACUGUAGACGAGAACGGUGGGGCUGCUGCAGCUCUCAAAGCAUUGACAGGCGAGUCUCCGCCUAGUUCUGAGUAUGCUGGUUCCACGGAACAGGAGGCACCCGAAGUUUUUGAAGCCGUUGCUCUCCCGCGACCACGAAGCAUGCUCACUCGAGAAGAAAGAAUAGUCAAGGUUCGGGAGGAACGAGAACAAAAGGCUCUUGCCCGACAGCACGUUGAUGCAACCAAGGGUAUGCUUCGGGAGCUAGAGACAGUUAUUAACCUACGACCUCGAACUCGUGCCAGCGCACCAGCAGGUCGGAUUGUGUCAAUGUAGGGAUAUCGGUUUUAUGAAACAAACAUCACGAUCAUUAUCUUCAACACUUUUCAAUCGCCUUCUCCCGCCUUCACCAAGUACAAAACAAUCGUCUGAAUCGACACCGAACCGUUUUUUUAUUCUUGCUAUCGACUUAUGAAAAAUUCACAUUCGAGCUCCACAGACAGAUAAAUAUGUCAAGCACAGGUAGCGUCACGACGACACGCACAAUUCUCUAUAAACGACACUAUUCUAUAGACAAGCCAUGGAUGGCUGCGGCGUUUCAGGUUCAGGGUUGGGGAUCUUGGUUUUGUAUUAUUUGCCCACUAUCAUCAUUCUAGGCGAUCAGGUUUUGGACGACAUAGAAUCACACACCAAUGUGCCCUUAUGGAAGAUAGCCGCAAGACAUAUGCGCUACAAGCCGGUCUUCUGGGAAAUCAUUCGGUCUUGUUUACCGAUCUAUUUCGUUCAAUGUAAAUGAUGAAGGGAGAACUUAUUCUUGGUAACAUAUGUAUGAUAGCUACCUAAGUAGGUACUUAAUUACCGUACACAUAACAGGUCAUUGGACAAUCCUUAUGGACAACUUUGGCACCAUUUCUCUCUAUCGGUCAUUGGUGCCUUGAGGUAACAAUAAUUAGGUACCGGUACCUACUCACCUAGUA
Molecule: messenger RNA, 2917 nt
Organism: Fusarium odoratissimum NRRL 54006
Lineage: Eukaryota; Fungi; Ascomycota; Sordariomycetes; Hypocreales; Nectriaceae
Exons: 5
Coding region: 423-2276 (617 amino acids)
Biological process (GO): cell-cell adhesion
Cellular component (GO): plasma membrane
Molecular function (GO): myosin binding
Source: RefSeq, a predicted model, not a curated record